AUGGCUCAGCGACGCAUUGCGAACCCCGCCCUCUUCAUCUGCGAUCUUCAAGAGAAGUUUCGUCCAGCCAUUUAUGAGUUUCCCAAAGUCGUCUCCACGGCACAAAAGUUGCUGAAAGCGAGCAAAUUACUGAACAUUCCAGUCUUCGCGACUACCCAGAACAAAGGUAGGUUACGGCUGUACGAACCAACACCAGAAGUCAAGCAAGCACUAGACUCGCUCAACGCCUCUGGCCCACUCUCCUGCAUCAUUGUCGGCAUCGAGAGCCACAUCUGUGUCACUCAGACCACACUCGAUCUCCUCCGGGCCGGACACCAAGUCUAUGUCAUUGCUGAUGGCGUAAGCUCGUGUAACAAAGAAGAGGUGCCGAUCGCUUUGGCAAGGCUACGCCAUGAAGGUGCCGUGGUGACCACUAGUGAGAGCUUCAUGUACGAAUACGUUGGGGACGCUAGUACACCCGAAUUCAAAGACAUCAUCAAGGUAGUCAAAGAGACGUCGCAAAGCACAAAAGAGGCAAUGCAGACGCUUUGUAAAAUCUGA
Alternaria conjuncta is the source of this 540-nucleotide messenger RNA. RefSeq lists its product as uncharacterized. NCBI's taxonomy places the organism in Eukaryota, Fungi, Ascomycota, Dothideomycetes, Pleosporales, Pleosporaceae. The transcript has 6 exons. Bases 1 to 540 code for a protein of 179 amino acids. The record is from RefSeq and is a predicted model, not a curated record.